This is a messenger RNA of Capsaspora owczarzaki ATCC 30864, 2346 nucleotides long. RefSeq lists its product as hypothetical. Lineage: Eukaryota; Filasterea; Ministeriida; Capsasporidae. The record is from RefSeq and is a predicted model, not a curated record. The coding region runs from base 63 to 2189 and encodes 708 amino acids. The transcript is spliced from 2 exons.
AAAAAAAAAGCGCGUAACAAGGCGAAACAAAAGCACAGGAACGCGACGUCCUUCCACCCAGAAUGGCCGAGCUUUGCGAAUUUCCGUUCGCAUUGUCGCUCAAUUGCACACAAACCAUCGCCGAAGACCUCGGGGCGCACUACUACGCACCUCAGGGGGUACUGGGCGGCACUGCCCUGAUUUUUGCGGCAUACUCAAUCUUCCAACUCGUGUCAGUGUUGCGAUGCAAGGGCUUCUCCUUCAAGAGCCUUCAGCAUCAGGCCAUCUACCACUCGACGCUGAUGGCCCUGUGUCUUCUCGCGAGGACGACUGACUUGUAUUCGUGGUCGAAUCGCAUUCCAUUCCUGGUCCACUCGUUGCUGACCGACUAUUGCUCCGCUCUGAGCUUGUCCAUGGCAUUCUCGCUCGUUCAAUCCUGGAUUGACUACAUUCACAAGGCAACCCUGACACGGAGACGGCGCCACGGGUGGCACGUCUUGCUGGGUCUCUCACACUUUCUUGCAUGGCUGGCGUUUCCUGCGCUCGGCGUCUUGGCAUGCGUGCUGGGCCCGUACCCGAGCUUUUUCAUUGCAAAGGCCGCAGGCACCGUGGCACUCGUUCUGGUGUGGGCGGUGCUUGGUAUGCUGUACGGCACCAUGGUGCUGUAUCUGCUGCGGGAAUCAGAAGCGCGGUAUGCAGAGGCAGUGGCCUCCGCAGCUCAGCGAUCUACAAUGAAGCGAUCGACCAGCACUGAGAAUAUCUGGCGAACGACGCUGCGAACGUUUAGCUCCAAGUCGUUGAAUCGGCACCGCAUCGACACUGGCGACAGCACCAGCUCGGCGGCAAGCGAGUCACCUUCGGCUGGCAGCAACGACACUGCUGCUGCUGCGGAGGGGCGCCCACUGUCUCAAACUCCGUCGACCACGGGUCUCAUGCUGUCAGAGCCCGGCACACCAAUGCAACCCACGGCCUUCUUUCAAUCCGGGUCUGAAUCCGCAGGCUUGUUGCACACCCCCUCGAUGGAUUCGAUUGGAGGGGCUUCGGCGUCGAGUGCCUCGGAGCCCGCAGCAGCAGUGCCCCGUGCCUUGGGUGCACGCGCUCGCGAGCAUGCGCGCGCGACGCGCAGCGACUCGAACACUUCCUUCAAGCUUGACACUGCUGAAGAAAUGGCCGUCGAAAGCAAAAGAAUCAAGGCCAUGCGCAAGCUCGUCAUUCGACUGUUUCUUUUGACGUGCGCCGAGCUCGUGUCCAUUGGCGGCAUCCUCUUCAGUCUGUACGCCACCUACCACACAAAUAUCGAUUAUCCUCGGCAAUCCCCGCCCACCAUCACCGCCGAAAUCGUCUUUCAGUUCCUCGUGUAUGACGCGGGCAAUUUGAUGGCCAUUCUCGUUGCCCUGUCCCUGUACCGCGUCACGAAAGAGGACUGGGUUGGCGCUCAGCCCGCGCCACCGCCGCGUCGCUACACCUUCUACCGCGUACCGAAGGCGAUGAAUCGGUUUAGCUCGUUUUUCGCAUCCGACGAGAAUGCAGGAGAUGCUGCGGUCGAGCGGAAGAACACGGCAGCCCGCCACAGCACGCGCAAGUCCGUUAUUGAGCAAGCGAAUCGUGCGGCCGCUUUGGAAGAGCAACAGCAGCAGCAGCAGCAGCAGCAGAGCGAGGCGAGCCCGGGCGAAGGGCUCGAGGUUGUGCAAAUCCGACCGACAGACGAGGCGGCAAACGAGCCGACUGGCGAUGCUGAUGCGGUCAAUUUGCAACCGAUGGUCCGGCAACCGAGCAGUAAACCAGCAAAGCACGUCUCACUUGCGUUUGACGCGAUUGCCGCUGACGAAAACCCCAAGGCCCGCGCGAGCUUCCGCGAAGCCGAUUUGGCUCCUCCUGCCCGUCCAAAGUCCAUUAUUGCGCGGAUUUCUCGGCCCUUCCAGUCCUUCCGCUCCUCUGGCAGCAAGUUUGCAGACUUACCCAGGCACACCACGAGCUUGAACGACGCUGCACGGAAACCCAACAAGGGCAAAGCGAUGGAUCGCAGCACGGAAAGCCUGACCAAGUUUGGGAUGAUUGAAUCACCGCUGACGACGACGGCUGCUCCCUCCGACAACGCGGGAGUCGGCGUUGAGGACCAUGCGCGUGAUUCCGUCCAAGGCGGACUACCAUUAGAAGCCAUCCAUUCAGCCUCAGCAUCCAGUGAAAGAUUAGAAUCCAUCCAGGAAUAAUAUUUUCUUGGUUUUCGUUGAGAACUCGUUGAGGUGCUUUUGUUUUGUUCGCGCCUCCUGUACAUGUACAGUAUGUUUGUAUUGCGCUUGGUUGAUUUUGUCGCUUAAGUUUGUUCUAUUGUUGAAUAAGAACAACACCCUGUUUGAGAUUGCCGCA